UUUCUGUUGUUGACUUACGUUCGCUUUCCCUUUCGGUUUUUCGGAUCUCUGUCGGUUGACAUCCUAAAAGAUGUGCAUCGAUUAUUUAAGUUUCAUAGUCGGUCGUGCGUCGUGACGUCAUUUCUAGUGCGAUUUCUCUUGAGUGUCGGAGUAUUAUUGUGCAGGAGUCGUGAGAGUUGAUCGUCCCCGAUGGAAGCGGCCUUGAACCUACUUAGCUUUACAAGGUAAUUUAUCAAGAGAAAGCAUGAUAUUGAUCGGCAUGCGCGUGGGCAUACGCAUGUUUUCCCGUAAGAAAGACAGUUUAUUAAAGUUAAAAUAGGACACACAGUAAGCAAAAUAAACGGAUUGCAUGCAAAAUUUGAUGACUACUUAAUUUUGAUACCGACGUCUCUGUCUCAGAGUCUAUGUAUGUCUAAUCUUCUAUCAUUAAAGAUUAAGAUUUCUUAGGCAUCAUGACUGUCUCCACUAGUCUUCUCCCGAAUUUCGCUAGUGCGCUGGAUGCCGGGCUCGUAAUGCGUGCUGACGCACCGCUAAGCGGUCACAUAAUAGGAGAUGGAUCUUCUAGCGGGCCAUCUAGUAGAGUUGGAAGCGGGACGAGUUUUGGACGACUUUCCAGUAUGAGAAUAUUGUGCACCGGUUCUUCUUCCGCGGCGUCGAGCAGGAGUUCCAGCGGCAGUUGUGGUACGACCAGAUGGCCUGCUGCGAGGACUGCCUCCAACUCUACGUCCUUUUUGUCCGAAGCCUCUGCGUCCUCGUCCUCCUUCAGAACUCUGACAACGAGCUCUACGUCAUUUUACGCAAAAUUUGAGAAGGUCCCACUGUGUGAGGAUUUGGAUCCCGGUGUUUUGCGUGGUGGAGAGAGUUGCUAUUCCGAUUGUGGUAAGACACGGGUCAAGCAGAAGUGCGAUCGGACUGUGCUAGAAGAUGGCUUGCAAUUUCAAAAAGACGAGGGCUGCCAGAGCAAAGUUGAAUGCAUAGCCGAAAGUCGCGUUCUCUGCAAAGCAGUUGGAGGAGUCAGUAUUAUUUUUACAUUUGUAGUGUUGACAUGAGAUGAAACUGAAAACUUCGAAUGUAGGUAGGUUGUAGUUUUCUAAUCCAUUUUUUAGGUAUAAAUUCUUGUCCGGACGAGCAUGCUUUGUCUUUCUUUCGAUUCGACUUGAAGAUUUUCAUUCUUUUCUAUUCAUCCCCGGAGAAGCCUUUCCGCAUCUAUCUAUCAGGUGAAGCAAGCGUUGGUUUUGUGGCGGUUGUACUAGCGGCGGGCCUUUCCCGUACUUCAGCAAUAUUGACAGGCGAUCAGAAAAUGCUUGAUGAAUGGCCAAGAGAACUUGAACCACGCAAAGAAAGGCCAAAGACAACAGCGAAUUCGCUCCCGGCACCACGAAUACUUUCAUCAAAACAAUUCUGCUCAAAUGAUUUCUUCUGA
Messenger RNA from Amoebophrya sp. A25, 1423 nucleotides. NCBI's taxonomy places the organism in Eukaryota, Dinophyceae, Syndiniales, Amoebophryaceae. The record is from the annotation of a GenBank genome assembly.